AUGAUGAAAAGGGAAGAAGAAGGUGGUGAAGUGGGGAAAAGCAGAGAUGGGGCAGGGCCGUCCGCGGAAAAGAAGGAAACUUUGGCUCUAAAGUUGAAGAAGCUCCAAUCAGUGGGCCAUCCCCCUGAUUCCACUCCCGUUAGACUUUGGCUCCGUGUCCGUGAGGUAGAGCACCAGAAGAACCAGCACGAUCCUGUUCCCUCUUCUUCUUCUUCUUCUUCUCCUCGUGAUUUCACCGCGGGUUACAGCAGAAGCAGAAACAGUCCAACCGUUUCCGCCAGGAAGCUUGCCGCGGCCGUCUGGGAGUUCCACCACUACCGCCCUCUCUCUAAGAUGCACAGGGGCGCCAAUUUUACUGGUAACGGCGGCGGCGGAGGUGGAGGCCACCGCCAACAGAGUCGUCACCGUGGGUUUAAGGGCAAGGGUAUUGAUGUCUCCCGCUUCUUGCCUGACCCUUCUCCCAGCUCUCCUGAUCAGCCCGAGAGUGCAGGCAGCCUGAGGAGGCACAUUGCCGCGUCACUGGUUCAGCAUCAUCGGUCGAUCGAGAGAAGUAAUCAUGCUCUGCAGCCUGUUUCCCCUGCAAGUUAUGGCAGCUCCUUGGAGAUGGCGCCUUAUAAUCCUGCAAUGACACCAACCAGCUCUGUAGAAUUCAAGGGGAGGGUUGGCGAGUCGCGCUAUAAUAUUAAAACUUCCACAGAGCUAUUAAAAGUGUUGAACAGAAUAUGGAGCUUGGAGGAGCAGCAUGCAUCUAACAUGUCACUGGUAAAAGCUCUGAAGAAAGAGCUAGACCAUUCCCGCAUCAGAAUCAAAGAGCUCCUUCGUGAUCAACAUUCGGAUCGACGUGAGAUGGAUGAGUUAAUGAAGCAAAUCAACGAACACAAGAAAAGCAAGGAACAGGAUCGGUUGCAUGCUGCAGUUCAGUCUCUGAGGGACGAGGUAGAAGACGAGAGGAAGUUGAGGAGAAGGUCAGAGGGUCUGCACAGGAAGUUAUCCCGAGAGCUUUCUGAAGUGAAAUCUUCGUUCUCCAAUGCACUGAAAGAAAUGGAAAAGGAGAGGAAGUCGAGAAUGCUUUUGGAAGAUCUCUGUGAUGAGUUCGCUAGGGGGAUAAAGGAGUACGACCAGGAACUGCAUCAUGCAAUGAAACAGAAACCUGAUCACAAUGACUGGGUUGGAAGAAGCAAUGAUGGCGAUGAUCGCUUGAUUCUCCAUAUAUCCGAGUCAUGGCUUGAUGAGAGGAUCAUGCAGAUGAGACUAGAUGAAGAAGCUCGGCAGCAUGGUUACUCCACAAACAGCUCAAUAGUUGACAAGUUAGGUUUCGAGAUAGAGACAUUUCUUAAGGCAAGAAGAAUGGCAAUCUCCAAAAACAUGGAUAAAUUGAUCCCAAAGGAAAGGCGGAAUUCAAUGGAAUCUGUCCCCUUCAAGGCCGUGAGUGCUCCUCCGGAUGUAGGGGAUGAAGAUGAUGAUUCUGUGGGCAGUGAUUCUCAGUGUUUUGAGCUCAACAAACCGUCGAAGAAUGAUUAUAAUGUACAUGAACAUGAACAUGAAGACAAGAAAAAGCUCAUCUCAUCAUCUCGUGAAAGAGUUAAAAGCCGGAGUCCUUCAAGCUUGCAAGUCAAAUUCGAAGAACAGAUGGUCAGGGCGAUGAUGUCAUCCAUUGCCGAUAAGAACCCAGAGAUGGUGGACUUGGUGGAAUUGAAACCAAGUGGAAACUACGAAACCACAGAAGGCGGCGGUGGUACCAACGAGAGGAGAAACAAGGCCACCGACGAGAUCCACGAGUCAAACUCUAACUACGCGAUGGAUAACCUGAUCAAGAGUCACAUCUCAGCAGCUUCAGAAGCUGGAAACCUGCAUCUUGAUCCAGGGGAGGCUUCUUCUAGCUAUCCAUCUCGAAGGACUGCUGCUAGUCCAGUGAGGCAGUGGAUGGCGAAACUCACCACAACGGAUCCUGAUGUGGCGGAAUCGUCCACGAAAUUACCUCCGGCAUCCAAGGACAGCACGUUGAAGGCGAAGCUACUCGAGGCGAGAUCCAGGGGUCCUCGAUCGCGAUUGAAACUGUUCAGAGGGCAAAGGAUGGCCGCGGCGGCCUCUCUCAGGUGGAUUCUACAACUUCACAAGGAUGUGCCCAAGGCCGCUCGUUUCUACUCCGAAGGUCUAGACUUCACUGUCAAUGUAUGCACUCUACGGUGGGCUGAGCUUCAGUCCGGGCCUCUGAAGCUCGCCCUCAUGCAAUCUAUCAAUGGAGGGCCGGCUGCUGACCCCUAUUUUUUCAGUGACAAUGUUCCGCAGAAGGGGUAUUCUUCUUCGCUAUCAUUUACAGUCACUGAUAUCAAUAGUACGGUGACAAAGCUGAUGGCUUUAGGCGCAGAGCUAGAUGGACCCAUCAAGUAUGAAAUUCAUGGAAAGGGCUUUAUGAACCAGCAUAAAAGGGUCUACAAAGGAAAGAAUAAACAAGUCAAAUUUGAUGCCAAGUGUGGGGUAAUUGCUGCCGACUUCCUGCUGGCUGCCGGGUCUUGUUCUUAUUUCAAAGUCUUGGAAUCUGCUGAAGACACGGAGAAGACAUGGGAGAUUUCUCCAUGCUUGGGGUUCCCCUUGAUUAUUGAUAGCGUUUGUUGA
Messenger RNA from Linum tenue, 2616 nucleotides. NCBI's taxonomy places the organism in Eukaryota, Viridiplantae, Streptophyta, Magnoliopsida, Malpighiales, Linaceae. The record is from the annotation of a GenBank genome assembly.